Messenger RNA from Capsicum annuum, 924 nucleotides. RefSeq names its product uridine kinase-like protein 4. Lineage: Eukaryota; Viridiplantae; Streptophyta; Magnoliopsida; Solanales; Solanaceae. The record is from RefSeq and is a predicted model, not a curated record. The coding region runs from base 467 to 697 and encodes 76 amino acids. The transcript is spliced from 6 exons.
UUGAUUAGAGUGUCAUUUUUUAAUCCUCCGAUUAUGUUCUCACUCUUUUGUGUAUGGCUGAUGUGGGACACGAGGAUGCUAGGAUUAUGUUCACAUAAGAGUUGACCUAUUUAAUACACACUAGUUACACAAAAUCCUAGUUACUAAAGCAUCCUCACCAAAGCUGUAGCGAAACAAUAAUAAAAACAAUAAUAUAGAAUUUAUCCAGAAUUUUGAGGAUUCUAGUUCUUCAAAUGCUAAAUAAGUUCAGCGGUAAACAAGUAUAAGGAGAUUUUAUCAAAAAAUAAAAAUCAUAAUUCAGAAAAGAACCCAAAGGAAUUUUACUUCAUGAAUUUUUUGGCUGCGAUUGUUUUUACAAUUGUUGUGAGCUCUUCUUAUUGUUCGAUUGCCGAUUAGUCUUAAUCACGAGGAUAUUGUUUUUGCUUGUUGUUCCAUUCCAUGUCGACGGACAUCUAAGAUACGUGGCAUGGAUACACUUAUCCGUGAUGCACAGACAACGAAACAUGAUUUUGUGUUUUAUGCUGAUAGAUUGAUUCGUUUGGUUGUUGAGCAUGGACUAGGACAUCUUCUGUUUACAGAAAAACAGGUUAUCACUCCAAUCGGAUCUGUAUGCAGUGGUGUGGAUUUCUGCAAGAGGUUAUGUGGUGUCUCUGUAAUUAGAAGGAACCAGAAUCUUAUGGAUGCUUGCUUGAAUUAACAUGGAAUGGAUAAAAGCCUUUGUCCUUGGGUGGAACUACCCGUACAUACUUAGAAGAUGGAGAUGAAGUAACUUUCUAUGGUUAUUGCCAGGGCAAUGGAUACAAAUUUGGUUUUGAAAGCUGUUCCGAAAAGAUUGUCCCGUCUCCACAGUGAAUGUAAAUGACUAUUUCUCCAGCUCAUGACAGUAAUUCUAGACUGCUUUAGUUUUUGAUCAAAAUUAGUAGU